Molecule: messenger RNA, 1531 nt
Organism: Pelagomonas calceolata
Lineage: Eukaryota; Pelagophyceae; Pelagomonadales; Pelagomonadaceae
Source: the annotation of a GenBank genome assembly
AGAGCAAACCGCCGCUGAGUACACGGCAAGACCGCUGCUGCUUGCUGCGUUGAAGCGCUAGGACAUUGGGCUCGACCGCUUGAACCGCUUUGGGUUCGAACCGCCAGUUAUCCGGCUGGACAAGGCCAAACCGCCUCCAGAGCCGAAACAAGUGCACACGCCGACAGCGCACCCGGACAGACACCCGAACGCGCCUGGACAGGAAAAAUGGACCCCCUCAACGCCAGCCUCUCCCACUUCCGCGAGACGCGCGAGUCGCCCUUCUCGCUCACGACGACGGGCCUCGCGAUCUCGACCGACGACCCUAAUUUAACAAAGCACCACGAGGAGGCGGAUUCGUCGAUUCCGACGGGCAAGGCGCCGGCGAUGCGUAUUUGUCAUCUUUGCGGCACGCCGCAGCUGCUCAAAAGUUUCCGGUGCCACGCGUCGAGGUGCGCUCAGGCUUGGUUGCAAGAGGAACAACAAAAACCCAAGAGUCAGCAGAGGCCCCUGCCCGAGGGGCCGGACGUGCCGCCGGGCAAGCCGAAUCCCAAAACCUUGGAAGCGGUGAACCGCCAGGCGAUGCGGAUCUGGAAGGAGCAGUCCCUCGAGACGUGCCCGAACUGCGGGCGGAGCUUCCACGCGCGCGCAUUGAGAGCGCACCUCAAGGGCUGCCACGGUUCCCAGGAUCAGUUCCUCGGCGCGGUUCGCGAGCCGUGCAUAAAUCACGUUCGACGCGACGAUGGCGUGCGGGGGUGCGGUCGCGUCGAUGGCGUGUGGCGCCACCCCUACGCCAUCGCCGCGAGUCGCCUCGACGGCGUCCAGGACUCACCGUUGAUCUUCCGCACAGGCGGCGAUGCGCUGCUCGACGACGGGCAAGCGCCACGGCGACGCGCCGCGGAGCUAUCCGAGCGUGGCGCAGGCGCUCCAGCAAGCUAGGGGCGCGCCCGUCGUGUCGCGGCCGGCGCCCGUGCGUUUGGAUCCGGAGCGCAUCGCGACCAAACGAGCCGUGCCAGAUUCUAGUGGUGCGGCGGCGCCGCUGACCUUCCACAAGACGCCGGCGGAACGGGCGCGCGCCGAGCGUGCCUUGCGGAAGGCUCAUAAGCCCAAGAAGGCGCCGAAGAAGCCCGCGUACGCGCCGCCGCCGCCGCCCCCGCCUUCGCAGCCUCCAAAACAAAAGGAGCGCCGCCCGUGGGGCGCGCCGCCGCCGCCGGGCGAGCGCGACCGCCCCAAACUCGAGGCGCGCAUCGCGAAGCUCGAAAGGGAGAAGUCGGACGUGACCGCGACGCUCAAGCGCAUCGAGGCGCUCCUCGGCGGCGCCCCGGAGCCGCCCCGGCGGCGAGCCGCGGCGCGGCGGUCCCUGUCUCCCCAAAAACGGCGGGCCGCGUCGCCGCGGAAGAAGGCCGUCGACGCGGACCUGCCGCCGCCGCCGCCGCCGCCGACGCGGGGCCACCGCGGCUGCUACGACCGGGCCUUCCGCACGUCGAACUCGUUCUCGCUCGCGUGGCCCGAGGACUGAUCCGAUCUUGCUCCAUAAGUUUUCUGACUUUUC